Messenger RNA from Ipomoea nil (Japanese morning glory), 1295 nucleotides. Its product is annotated as CST complex subunit STN1. Gene Ontology annotation, molecular function: nucleic acid binding. The coding region runs from base 712 to 1227 and encodes 171 amino acids. Gene Ontology annotation, cellular component: site of double-strand break; DNA replication factor A complex; chromosome, telomeric region. Gene Ontology annotation, biological process: nucleotide-excision repair; double-strand break repair via homologous recombination; DNA replication. The transcript has 2 exons. The record is from RefSeq and is a predicted model, not a curated record. Lineage: Eukaryota; Viridiplantae; Streptophyta; Magnoliopsida; Solanales; Convolvulaceae.
UUGAUGAGCUUAGCAUCUUCCAUAGUUUCCUCUCAUUGUGUUCCUGCGCUUCUAGGUAUCAUUUUGCCUGCUUAUCUGAUUGUUUCUGUAGUUUUCUUGUUUAAUCUUACUUAGAAGAUAGUUAUAUGAGUUGAAAUUAACUCUGCAGUAGUCUGUCAAUGGAUCCGUGUACAAUAAGCCGAUGCUCUGGAUUCAUAUAAUGAAGGAAGCAUGGUAAUGUGCACGGAGAUUGAAUCCUUGAGUCGUCAUGUCUGCUCUCUCUGACGCCCUUCUAGGGUUUAUGAUUAGCGGGCCUGGAUUAGACUCACAUUUCAUCUUCUCGAACUCAUCUGCAGAGUAUUUCUAAUUUAGUGUAAAAUGUUGAUAUUUAACCUAGUUUCUGGCAAGAUCGAUUGAUCGGCAUAACAUUAAUUUCUUGAAUUUGAUUGAUGUUCAUUCAUAUAUUCUGCAUUUUAAUGUGUUAAGUCUUAAAUUUAUGGAUCUAAAUAGGAUUAAAUGUUAGCUUUUAAACAAUAUCGGAGUUAGAGCGUGGCUUGCAUAACUGAUUUGAUUUUUUAGAAUUAAUUUGUUGGAAGUUUGUUUUUCAAUUCUGUUCAGGAGUAGACUGGAUCAAAUUUGUUGUGUAUAAUGUCAUAUUGCGACGUUUCAACCAAAAUUUUAUGUUCAAUGCGCUUAUUGUUUGAAUCAUGAUUUUGCGGCGGUGAUGGAGAGAUGGACGCUCCGGCAUCCCUAUUCAACACCCACGUGAAGCUGUUAGCCUUUGAUCUGCUCACUCUCGUGCCGAAUUCUGUAGACCAAACCUCAUUCUCCCGCAAUGGCGUUCGCCUCUGUUGGGCGGAGGCUGUGGGCGUGGUCGUAAGCCGGGAGUUCAAGCCAGGAAGGUUUUUGAAAUUCUCCAUUGAUGACACCACUGGUUGCAUCCCCUGCGUGCUUUGGCUCAACCAGUUGAGCUCUCCGUAUUUCUCUCGCAGAAGCCCACCAGAUGUUCGAGCAAUUGCCGAAAUGGCUGUCAAGUUUGCCUCCGAAGCUCAACUCGGCGUCCUCGCUAGAGUCCGGGGAAAGAUCACCGGCUACCGCGGAUCCGUACAGAUAACUGUGUCUGACGUCAUCGUCGAGAGAGAUCCUAAUUUUGAGAUCCUCCAUUGGCUAGAUUGCAUUAAGCUAUCUCGUAAUUGUUACAAUGUUAGUACAACCACUGUGGAAACAUCUAGAGACCAGAAAUGUUAGGCGUGUACGUUGCCACGUACUAUGUACUUGAAUUUGGUUUUGUUAACUGGCAAACAGAUCAACAAAAA